UAACAUACCAUAUUGGUGAAAAUGGCUGCCUCGCCCAGUAAUCAGUCAACUUUGAAAAAAGAGGACAAGAAAGAUGAGAGCUUUUUUGACAAGUUUACAACGUUAGGAAAAAAGAAAAAGAUCAAGGAAGCUAAUGAGUUGACCGAAGAAGGACAGAGUGCUAUAGACUCACCUUCCAGUCCAGUGAAGGCUGAGCUCCUCCCACAAGACUGCAUUCUCGACGAGAACGAGGAACGGUCGAUGGUGGAACCGAUAUCGAAAGAAAAUCCCCAACUGAAGGAGCUGAUCAAGGUACUGCUGGACUGGGUGAAUGAUGAGCUGGCAUCAUACAGAAUCAUCGUUAAGGACAUCGAAGAAGAUCUGUUUGAUGGCCUCAUCGUUGGCAAGUUGAUCGAAAAGUUGACUGAUACCAGGCUGGAGGUGGCUGAAGUAACUCAGAAUGAAGCUGUCCAGAAGGCUAAACUAAGAACUGUGUUGGAGGCAGCCAAUGAAAUUCUGGGUGUUCAGAAGUGGAAUCAACAAAAAUGGAGUGUGGAAAGCAUUCAUGGAAAAAAUCUAGUUGCAAUUUUGCACUUGCUUGUGGCCCUGGCUAUGCACUUUCGAGCACCUAUUCGUUUACCGGAGCAUGUCAUCGUAAAUGUGGUUGUGGUGCAGAAGAGAGAAGGACGGCUCCUCACACGGACAGUAGCCGAGGAGCUGACAAGAGAGAAUGAGCACCUGGGAGCGAAGUUUGAAAGAGAUGCUUUUGACACAUUAUUCGACCAUGCUCCAGACAAGCUGAACGUUGUGAAGAAGUCAUUGGUGACGUUUGUGAACAAGCACCUGAACAAGAUUAACUUGGAGGUGACAGACCUGGAGACACAGUUUCAUGAUGGGGUGUACCUCGUCCUUCUGAUGGGUCUCGUGGAGGGCUACUUUGUACCAAUGUACAGCUACCACCUGACACCAACAGAGUUUGAUCAGAAGGUGCACAAUGUGACAUUUGCCUUUGAGCUUAUGAUGGAUUCUGGAUUACCGCGGCCAAAGGCCAGGCCAGAGGACAUCGUUAACAUGGAUCUAAAGUCAACUCUUCGUGUGCUGUACAAUCUUUUCACCAAGUACAAGCAAGUGGAAUAAGUGGGACACUAGGGCUUUAGUUUUCAUAUACACUCAACAAGUCUAAACGUCUAUACGUUUUUGGCCUGAUGAUUAUUUUCUACAUGUGUGUAGGAAGUUGGUGCUAUUUUGUUUUGUCAGUGUGCUUUGAUUGUACUCUGGGGGCCAAAGGUGGGUUUCGAAUUUUUAAUGGCAAAACAAUUGGCAUGUUAUGUAACUCAGCAUGUGUGCAUUUAAAUAGAGUAUUAGCGUAGCUUUCGUCAUUAUUUUCCAUUGACAAAUAUAAUAGCUAUGAUACACACUAAAUAUUGUUAAUAGAAAUAGUUUAAUUUUAAAGUAAGUUAAUAUUUGUGUUUUAAUGAUUAAAGGUUAGUGCCAUUAUUUGUGCUGCUCUAAUGGUGAUGAUGUAAGUUGUACUGAUUAUUUUCCCACAUUUUACAUCAGGUGCUUUUCUCUCAUAUCAUUCAAAUGAUAAAUUAUUACAAUAUUUCAGUUUCACCAUUAGUUAUAGUAAAGUUAUGCAUUAGUUUAUGCUACUUGUAGUAUUUAUACAGCAUUUUUACAACUAAAUAGUAGAGUAAUAUUUUCAUGCAAUAUUACUGAUUUAGAGCAUGAAAUAAUAUGAGAGAACCAUGAGAGUGGGAGGCAGCAUAAGCAAUGAAAUUACCUUAAGCAAAUGCCUGCAAUUUUGUACAGCAGGUUUUAGUUAUUUUUCAUAUCCUCGUACAUAGUAAAUAUUAGUAUGUAACUGAAGGAAAUUUUUCAUAACGUUACCCAAUUAAUGUGUGCUUUCUUGACUAUUGCUAAGUAUAUAUUUAAAUAUUCCAUAGUAUUUGUAAUAGCCAAGGAUGUGACACAAUCCUCAUCCGUUUAUAUCAUGUAUGGUAAUUAUUAUGAAAAAACUCAUACAAGUUGGCAUGUAGCCUAUAUUAGAUGUGCACGCAUCGGGUGGAUGCUGGCUCAUUGUUUUAUACUAUGGAAAAGGAAAAAGUCUCACACUAGAACUUGCAACUUCUGUAUUACUUUUAUAAUUUGCAUUUCUAGCAUGUGACGAGAUCGUGAAUUUUAGCGUACGACUUUACUGCUUCACCAAGUCGGCAGUCGCACAUUGCACCUGCAUGUGUCUUUAUUUGGUUGUGCAAUGAAUGAUUUUUGUGUGCAAUAUAUCAAUAUACAUAAACUGAAGAUUUAGAUGUCAGGAAACAGGUACUGACUUACAGUUUGAGCCGAGUUAUUUAGAACCAUUUAGUAAAGGCAAUAGCUGUGCAAGUUGUCAAAAUUUACAAGUAGGCUAUAUACGUAGUAAAAUAUUAAUUUAUUAUUGUAGUGGAUCGUGUUUGGAAACAUCUAGAAUUGAGUCUAUUUAAGAUGACAAUGUUAACAAUGUUAACAUUGAAAUAAACAUUUAUACUAGUA
This is a messenger RNA of Priapulus caudatus, 2511 nucleotides long. RefSeq names its product beta-parvin-like. Gene Ontology annotation, biological process: establishment or maintenance of cell polarity; substrate adhesion-dependent cell spreading; actin cytoskeleton organization. The record is from RefSeq and is a predicted model, not a curated record. Gene Ontology annotation, molecular function: actin binding. Gene Ontology annotation, cellular component: cytoplasm; focal adhesion; actin cytoskeleton. Lineage: Eukaryota; Metazoa; Priapulida; Priapulimorpha; Priapulimorphida; Priapulidae. The transcript is spliced from 9 exons. The coding region runs from base 22 to 1116 and encodes 364 amino acids.